AUGGGUGAUAAUUCUAUGAAAUAUAUCGCGUUCGCUGGAAUAGUCACAGCACUAAUUAUAGCUAAUGAAGAAAUUAUCAGGAAAAAGCUUAAAGGUUUAAUUGGGUGGCUGAAAGAAGGUUAGGUUAGGUUUAAGAUGUGUAUUUAUAGUCCCUACUUCCAUGCGUGGCAUUCCUCCGCGCUCCUUGAGGAGCCGUGCUGGCACGAGCGAAAAGAAUGGACUUCCAUCACUGGUUUCUCUGAUCCCAGGCCGAAACCUCUGGUUUCUCGGUAGUGGGUUGCCCUAUUGAGUCGUCAGCCGACUGUUGCUGAGCACCACCAUUUCCAACUCAGCCUUCCGCCCCGAAUUACGCCAGUCUUUGCCUCCGGUUGGCCAGAUCGCCCUCGUAAGAGGACCCCUUUUUAACUGGAGAGACUUGUGCCCUUUGAGAUCCCCAAGUCUAGCUUCGCCUCCCUCUUUCCGGAUCAUCUCCAAGAAAGAACUCAACCCCUUGCGGGAUUCGGGGCUAAGCCACCAAGUAGCCUAGGCAGGUAAAUCACCCUGCCUCUUUCGGACACCGAGUCUGGGCCUCGGCGCUACUGGCAAAAAGAAUGCGAAAAACUGCUGCCCGGGUCGAGUCCCAAAAUCAGCGGAAAUUGGGCUGGGCCUCUCGCCUCGAGGCUAACUCUUCCCUUGAGUAGCUCUCCGCAUCCAAAAACCAUGUCCGGUAUACAUAAGGACAUCCGCCACGGAAGGACGGGUCGCUCGUCUCCGGCCAUUUUAUGUAUAUGGGUGGCUGAAAGAAAAAAUGAGUAAAGAAAAAGUAUAUGUUCCUAAUGAUAUAAGGGAAAAUCCAGAAAAUGACAUAGAAGUAGAAGGGAUGGAGGCAUUAUUAUGCCCGAUAUCGCAUGAGCUGAUGAGAAAUCCUGUGAUUACUCCAUAUGGGCAUUGUUUUGAAAAAUCACAAAUAGAAGCUUGGCUGGACUUACAUAAUUACUGCCCACUAACCCGACAAAAAUUAACAAAAAAGCAGCUAAGGCCUUGCUAUACGUUGAAAUAUGCGGUUGAGCAGUAUAUUCGCCUACAAGAAAAGCUAAACUUGAACAAUAAUUAA
Molecule: messenger RNA, 1093 nt
Organism: Blepharisma stoltei
Lineage: Eukaryota; Ciliophora; Heterotrichea; Heterotrichida; Blepharismidae
Source: the annotation of a GenBank genome assembly